This is a messenger RNA of Fusarium sp. VM40, 978 nucleotides long. Lineage: Eukaryota; Fungi; Ascomycota; Sordariomycetes; Hypocreales; Nectriaceae. The record is from the annotation of a GenBank genome assembly.
AUGGGCCUCACAGACCCCUCAACUCUCUUCGCGGGCAAGACCGGACUCGAAGCGGCCAAGAAGAUGGUAACCGACUAUAAGACGGGCAAGGUUGAGCACAUGUCACCCGCGCUGUGGCAUGCGAAGAAGGUCGUCGACUCUACGCUGCACCCUGACACCGGCGAGCCCGUUCUCUUUCCCUUCCGAAUGUCCUGCUAUGUCUUGACCAACCUUGUCGUUACUGCUGGCAUGCUUCAGCCUGGCAUGGGCACAGUUGGCAUUGUGGGCUGGCAAGUCUUCAACCAGUCCCUCAACGUCGCCUUCAACACCGCCAAUGGCAACAAGUCUUCUCCGAUGUCGACCGAGGUCAUGAUCAAGUCUUACCUCUCCGCUGUCGGAGCCUCUUGCUCCGUCGCCCUCGGCCUCAACGCUGUUGUUCCUCGACUUAACGUCACACCCUCUACCCGCAACAUCCUCGGUCGACUCAUCCCCUUCGCUGCGGUCGCCACGGCUGCCGGUCUCAACACCUAUCUUAUGCGCCGCGACGAGAUCGUCAAAGGUAUCGAUGUUCGGCCUGUGCUUUCGGAAGAGGAUAAGCAGAAGCUCAUCGCUGAGGGAAAGUCUGAACGAGAUGUCUCCUCGCUGGGCAAAUCUCAAGCUGCUGCCAGGCUUGCUGUUUACCAGACCGCAGCCAGUCGAGUCUUCACUGCAUCCCCCAUCAUGGUUCUUCCUCCCAUGGUCCUGUACUAUAUCGAGAGUAAGCAAGCUUGGUACAAGAACCUUAUGCAGAAGGAGUGGGUGCGAUCACGACCAGCACUGGUCAGGGGCAUUCCCUUGGGCAUCAACCUUAGUCUGAUUGCCCUCACCUCCUUCGCUGUCCUUCCUUUCGCUCUCGCUGUCUUCCCCCAGCAUCAAGAGGUCAGCGCAGAGUCGCUCGAGCCUGAGUUCCACGGCAAAGGAGGUAAGGAUGGUAAGGUCAUUUUCAACCGUGGCCUAUGA